Molecule: messenger RNA, 789 nt
Organism: Diversispora eburnea
Lineage: Eukaryota; Fungi; Glomeromycota; Glomeromycetes; Diversisporales; Diversisporaceae
Source: the annotation of a GenBank genome assembly
AUGUCAAGUAAAAGUAUAGUUUCCGCUGGUAUUAUUGCUAUCGUCCUUGGUUUUAAUUAUGUUUAUUUACCUAACCUUUUACCUUACGUAUCUGGAAUUUUAAUUGUUAAACCACCACCAGUUUUGAAUCCUCAAUUAUGGAAACAAUUCCCUCUUAAAGAAAAAAUUAAAAUCAGUCAUAACACUGCUUUGUAUCGUUUUGCUUUUUCCCAUCCAAAAGAUGUUUUAGGACUUCCAAUUGGUCAGCAUAUUUCGGUACAAGCAGAAAUCAAUGGUAAAUUAGUUCAACGUAGUUACACUCCAACUAGUUCGGAUGAUGAUUUAGAAAAAAUUACAGUUAAAGGACCUAAAGGACAAUUUAAAUAUAGACCAGGAUUAGUUAAAGCUCUUGGAAUGAUUGCUGGUGGUACUGGUAUAACACCAAUGUUACAGAUCAUUCGGGCUAUUUGUAAAAAUCCCAAAGAUAAAACAAAAGUCAAUUUGGUCUUUGCAAAUGUUACAGAAGAUGAUAUUUUACUAAAGGAUGAAUUAGAUACUCUCGCCGCUCAACAUGAUAAUUUCAAUGUUUAUUAUUCUUUGGAUAAACCCUCUCAAAAUUGGGUUGGUGGAACAGGAUUUAUCACUCCUGAAAUUAUACAAAAAUAUUGUCCCAAGCCUGCAAAUGAUAUAAAAAUAUUGUUAUGUGGUCCUCUCCCUAUGGUUAAUGCUAUGGCUAAAAAUUGUGAAUUAUUAGGUUAUGAAAAAGCUAGAAGUCUUUCAAAAUUAGAGGAUCAAGUUUUCAAAUUCUAA